This is a messenger RNA of Lampris incognitus (smalleye Pacific opah), 1719 nucleotides long. RefSeq lists its product as uncharacterized. The transcript has 7 exons. Gene Ontology annotation, biological process: protein secretion; vesicle-mediated transport. Lineage: Eukaryota; Metazoa; Chordata; Actinopteri; Lampriformes; Lampridae. The record is from RefSeq and is a predicted model, not a curated record. Gene Ontology annotation, cellular component: Golgi membrane. The coding region runs from base 459 to 1052 and encodes 197 amino acids.
UCUUUCGUUGGGAAAUUGAUCAGCCGUGUUAUUUUACAAGACGAGUCGCGUACUUUAAUUUGAGUAUGGUACGUUUCAAGCGGGUUGUAGGGUCGUUGGCCAACUACAGCCGGGACGCAUAAAUUAAUGGCUUUCAAAAUGAGGUAACCAUAUGUAUGUAUGAGUGGUCACUGUCAGACACACAAGAGACAGAAAAUAGCAGCCUACGCCAACUGGUCAUUGUUUGAGCACGUUCAGUAACAAUGAAAUACAAUGAAGGGUUAAAAAAAAGUCAGAAAAGAGCAAAAUAACAAGAGUUUUUUAUUUUUAUUUUACCUUUGCGGUGUGUGUGUGUCUGUGUGUGUGGGUGGGAGAUCUGGAAUUGAGGUCAGGCAAUUUUUGGGACGGAUCCUCUCUGGGUCCUUGAAACACGUUUCUCUGUUUACCAACUCCACGUCAUCAGGAAACACACCGUCAGCAUGCAGGAGGCCCAUGACACAGAUGCUCCUCUUUUUGGCGAUGAUGAAGACACAAUCAGGCAAAGACAGACAAACAUUAGGCACCCUCUGGCCACAUUCUUUCACCUUUUCUUCCGCAUAAGUGCCAUCUUGGUCUACCUGUUUUGUGAGCUCCUGAGUAACAGUUUCAUUGUAUGCAUGGUCACCAUCAUUCUUCUGCUCUCAUGUGACUUCUGGACAGUCAAGAACGUAUCUGGCAGAUUGUUGGUGGGCCUCAGAUGGUGGAAUCACGUGGCGGAAGACGGCAGGAGUCACUGGGUGUUUGAAUCAAGAAAGGCAGGUAGUCGGAAAACAGCCUCCGGUGCCGAGUCCCAGCUGUUCUGGCUUGGCCUCAUCGUCUGCCCUAUAUUCUGGGUGGUUUUUGUUUUCAGCACUGUCUUCUCUUUCAAGAUUAAGUGGCUGGCUGUGGUAAUUAUGGGCUUGGUUUUACAAUGGGCCAACCUUUAUGGAUAUAUCAGAUGCAAGCUGGGCGGGACGAACAACAUGAAAAGCAUGGCUACCAACUAUUUUGGUGUCCAGCUCUUUAAAACAAUGAAGCGACCAGAGGAACUUUAGAAAGGAAUGGUGAACACCAUGAUUAAAGUAAUGGCUACCCUAGAGACAUAUUUGUUUUUCCUUGCUGCUUAAAUUCCUGUUGAACAGGUGACACAUCUCAUUUCUGUGGACAUGUGGGAAUCAACUGAUUUGUAUAUGGGUGUUAACUGAGGGUGAGGUUUGUUUUGUAUGGGCCUUCUUCUUAUGAUUGUGUCUGAUCAUUGCAGAUCUGAUUAUCAAUAAUUUGUAAAUAAUGCAUUAAAAUAACUUGCUCAAUUUUGAUGCUUUUUUUUUACCACUUGAUGGCAGUAGUGUCAGCAGAUGACACAGGGCAACAGUUUGAUUGGGGAUGCACCAAUUUCACUUUUCCACUGUGGACAUCAAUUCUGGGUACGACUUUGGCUCAACAGUGCAGACUCACACCAAUAGUUUGGGGUCAAUGGGCAAAAUAUUUGAGCUCAAACCGGUAUCCCCCCCCCCCCCUAAAAGGCUGUCAUGUUCUAAAAAAAUGCAGGAAAUUAAAUAAUGUUGCUUUUAUUUAUGGCAUGUUAUGCAUAGCUUUUGGUAUUGGAUUCUAGUUUUGGGUAAAAUCACCGAUACUGAUGUUCAAUUUUGGCCUGGUAUUGGCCCGAUACCAACAUUGGUAUACCUCUAAUAUUGAUUUAUUCCAAUAAAAUAUAGUUAAUUU